UCAGUUAUGCGCGAUUUUCCCAGCGACCGCCGUCAUUGAUGGGUUUCUAGCGGUGUGGGACGGUGCCGGAGUGCGUGUAUCAUCGUCCGCAGUUGAAAAUCGCGUGUUGAGUUGACUGGGAUCCUUCUAAGCGAAAUAUAGUGAAAGUAACAGCGUUCUAGUGCAAGUAGUUUAUGCAAAUCCGGAGCAUCUGGUUGGCUCCACCAUGGUCAAAACGAAAGAUAAAAGAAUGUCGACAUUACUGAAAUGGGCUCAAAACACACAGGGGAAGUUAAAUGGCAAAAAUAGUAGCAAUAACAACAGCAGCACAAAUGGAGAAAGAAAAUGGAUACAUCCUCCUGAAGCACUUCAGAAGGGACACAUAGCGUAUCUGGUAAAAUUUUUGGGCAACACUGUCGUGGACCAACCAAAAGGUAUAGAAGUAGUCAAAGAAGGUAUUCGUAAAUUAAGAUUUAGCCAACAAUUACGUAAGAGUGAAACUGGUGCCAAAACGAGAAAAGUUGAACUAACGAUAAGUAUAGAUGGGGUAGCGAUACAAGAACCUAGGACACACAAUAUAUUACACCAAUUCCCACUUCACAGGAUAUCGUACUGUGCGGACGAUAAAGGAGAAAAGAAAUUCUUCUCAUUUAUAGCCAAGCAACCCAACCAAGUUGAUAAUGAGGCUGAGGACACACACGAAUGUUUCGUUUUCAUAUCAGAUAAACUGGCGGAGGAAAUAACACUAACAAUUGGCCAAGCCUUCGAACUAGCCUAUAAACGGUUCCUGGAAACUUCUGGCAAGGACUUGGAAUCCCAGCGCAGGGCGAUGAUCACACAACAGAAGAUAAAAAGGUUGGAACAAGAGAACAACGUUUAUAAACAAAGGCUGUUGGAAAUAUCUCAGUUUAGUAGUAUUAGGCCUGAACUUGAUCAGUAUUUGAGGAAGAAUGAUAUCAGAAAUAUAUUGGAAGUGAAGUCGUCGUUGAAUAAUAAUAGUAACUCUUCUAGUGAUAAUACGACUGUGAAUAACUCAAAUCAGACUAAUGGAACUACAAAGGAACUUUUAGAUCUUAAUUCAGAAAUCACGAAUGGAGCUCCACCCGUACCACCAAGAUCAUUUGAAAAUACUCCUGCAGUGGGCACAAAACUGGAAGGCUUGUUAUUAAAUGAAUUAGAACAUGACAAUGAUUUUGAUCCCCGAUCUUUUGAAAACAACCACAAUACCCAAUUCUACCCUAACACCAAUGGCAACACUUCAAGUCCACCACUAAUUGCACCACCUCCGAAGGCACCUAGACGUAGUAAUCUCAGCCUUAAUACCAAUAACGGUAAUAAUAAUGGUGAUUUCAAAACUUCAGGUCAAGAUUUGUUUGGCACUACACCAUUUACACCUGCUCUAACGCCCUCUCCAAACAGUGUUACUAGUGGCAAAAUACUGGAUCCAUUUGAGAUGGGUGAUUUUGGAAAUGCAGCUACUCCUCAAGACCUUGAAAAUGCUAUUGGACUAUUAGAUAAGAGAAUACUUGAAAUGAAGACUGGAUUUAGCCGUGGAAUCAGCUUCGGAAAUGAUGACUUCUCCUUGGAAAGUUUAGACCCUCUGAAGAACUAAGUUAUUUGUAAAAAUAUUUGAAAUGUUAGUUAAGUAUGCGUAGUGAUUGAAAGUGUUAUAUUUUUUGUCAUAUUGGCAAGUUAUAUUUCGUGAUGCUAACCUAGAUCAAAUUAUAAAAUAAUAUAUUUUUAUAUGCAAUGUGUAAAUGUAUUUUGUCAAGCAAACUAUUGUAGUUGAGAGUAAUUUCAUAUAUUUAAUUGCACUAUAAUUGUUAUACAUUGAAAUUUAUAUAUUUUUAUUAUAAGUAUUAUUGGUAACUGG
Molecule: messenger RNA, 1852 nt
Organism: Anoplophora glabripennis (Asian longhorned beetle)
Lineage: Eukaryota; Metazoa; Arthropoda; Insecta; Coleoptera; Cerambycidae
Product: PTB domain-containing adapter protein ced-6
Exons: 8
Coding region: 206-1591 (461 amino acids)
Source: RefSeq, a predicted model, not a curated record